AUGGACAACAUUAUCAUACAGGAAACUUUAAAACCUUGGCGAGAGAAAAUAAAGUCAUUUGUUAGAACCGAUGAAUCGAGAAUCAUUUUGGAAGCUUGUAUAAACAACCAAGUGGUUAUCAUCAGAGGAGCAGUUGGUUCUGGUAAAUCAAUAACAACAUAUCAUGCAGCAUUUAACUUAGAAAGCAGCGAUGGCUAUAGCAUAUUUCCAUCAAAUGAUCCUGAACAUAUAAAACAAUACACCUGUGAAGACGGGAGAAACAUUUUCAUCUUUGACGACAUAUUUGGGAAGUAUGUCUUUAACAAUUUUACCUACGACAGAUGGAAGAAAUCGAUGAGUGAUAUUAUUAUAAUGCUUGAUCAUAACGUACACUUGAAAAUAAUAAUUACAAGUAGAUCAAACAUUCCAAUACCAAUAGAAUUGAAACAAAUGGCAGUGCGAUCCAGAUUUGAAUAUCAAUUAUUCUUAAGCUCUCCUGAUAAAGAGAAAUUGGCAGAACAUUUUUGCGGACAAUUUGCAAAAGAAGUAUUAGAAAACAACCAAUAUACCGACUUGUCAUUUUUUCCUUGUAUAUGCAAAGAAUUCGAUAAACUCAAAGAUGUGGACAAAUGUGUUACUAACUUUAUAGAAACUGAGUUAACAUAUAUGAAAACGAAUGAUUUAAUGUCUUAUUUAACGUUGGGACUUUUAGUCGUUUUAAAUAAUCUAGUAUGCAAAACAUAUUUUGAGAACACAUGUACAUUGAUAAAAAAUGUACUGAUAAGUUUAAUAACAGAAUGUAAAUCUGUGAUACAUAUCACUCCUUUUGAAAUCGAGAAUGUAUUAUAUAAUAUGAAAGGAACUUAUAUUCUAGAAAACGAGAUAGGUUUUACUUCAAAAAAUACCUAUAUGUUUGACUGUCUUGCUCUCUAUGUUGGAAAAGAGUUUUGCGGAACUAUUUUAAAAUAUUCAGAUGAUAAUUUCUUUAGAGAAAGGCUGGUUUUUACAUCAGUACAAAUACAAAAGACUAACAAUACAAUACCUAUUCCAAUUACCCUAGAAAACAACUAUUUUGAACGAGUCCUAAAAAUGGUUAAAGCUGGAAACGUAGAGGAAGCGCUAAAAAAUGUACAGUCAAGUUACAAAUCUUACCGUUUUGCCUUAAUCAAAUAUCUUCAAAUUUCAAGUAACAAUGACCAAUCAGCAAAUUAUAUGAAAGCACUUCCUGUAUGUUUAAAGUUAGGAUAUGCAGAUGUCGUUGACCAUCUAAUUUCUACUUACCCAUAUUUAGCAAACACUACAGAAUCGUAUGAAAAACAUCCACUGCAUUUAGCAUGUGAGUAUGAACAAUAUGACUGUGUGGAAGUGCUGAUUAAACACGAAGCAGAUGUCAAUAAGGAAAGUGACGAUUUUCUUUCUCCUUUACACAUAGCUUGUCAAAAAAGGAAUACGAAGAUAGCAGAAUUAUUGAUAAAAAAUAAAGCGGACAUAAAUAUGUGUUCUAGAAACUAUGGAACACCAAUGUCUAUAGCUUGCAACUAUUACUGGGAGGAAUUAGAUCUAGUGCAAAUUUUAGCGAAUAAUGGGGCAGACAUAAAUAAAAGGAAUGCAAAUGGAUCUACUCCACUUCACGAGGCUUGCGCUAAUCGUCGAAAGAAAAUUGUUAGUUUUCUAUUACAACAGGAUGGAAUAAAGGUCAAUGGGACUGACGCUAGAGAACGAACGCCAUUAGUAAUUUCCUGCCAAAAUGAGUUUGAUGACAUUGUUGAUAUUUUGCUGAUGAAUAAUGCAUCUGUAAACAGAGCAGACGAUAGAGGAUUUGCACCACUGCACAUAGCCGCUUCCGGUGAUUUCAAGGAAAUUGCACAGGUACUCCUUAAAAAUAAAGCAUCAAUUAAUCAGACUUGUGCAAAUCGCUUCACUCCACUUACGUUAGCCGCUGGGAAAGGAAGCAUCGAUAUGGUCCAGCUUUUUCUUAAAUACCGUGCAGACAUCAAUGGUCUCUCAGAUGUAUACCGUCAAACACCUUUAUAUGCAGCUUAUAAAGGCAAUCAUAUUAAUAUUGCACAGUAUCUUUUGCAACAAGUUAGAGAAAUUAAAAGCGCAAAAUACAUGUUUUUAUUUACAGCAUGUCUGAUGGGUGAUGUCGCCGGUGUCGAUUUUUUGUUACAAAAUAAAAAGCUAUAUGACCUUAAUUACAAGAAACAUGGUGACACAGCAUUAUGCAUUGCCGCCAGAAAAAAUAAUUCAGAGCUAGUGAACUUACUUUUAAAUCAUAAACCAGACGUUAAUGUUCAUUCAAGAAUAGGAUCGACACCACUUUGUUCAGCAUGCAAGUUUGGAAAUGCAACUAUUGUUGAAUUACUAAUAAGUCACAAAGCAUCAUUAAACCAACCAACAAAAUCUGGAAUGACUCCACUUUUUAUUUCUUGUGCCUUUGGACAUGUAAAUACCACGAGAAUACUGCUUAAGCAUCGUUCCACCAUCGUUGAAGAAGGAGAUAAGCAUGGGUGGACACCACUUAAAGUUUCUUGUUUCACUGGAACGGUUGAGAUGGUCGAGUUAUUGCUAAAACAUAAAGCCAUAGUUAAUCAAAACAUAAGAGUGAGGUGGAAAGGUAAACUAAAUGUAGAAAAACAAUCAAAAGGAAGAAAACCGAAAAUGGUUGUUGAACGUUGUAGAAUGGUUCAUAAUCAUUUUCGAAUCAAGCAAACGCCAUUAUGCAUAUCCUGCUGGAAACUGAAUGAAAAAGCAGUUAAAUUUUUAAUUCAAAAUGGCGCAGAUAUGAAUCAAGGCGAAUCUAAUGCUAACUUUAGGUUAACAAAUGAAAAUUGUGAAAAAUACAUUAAAUCAAAAAAAGCAAUGAGCUCUCUGCAAUUAUCUCCAGAUAUAAAUGAGUUAACCCCGCUUCAAAUAGCAUGUUAUCAAAACAAAACAGACGUAAUUCAACUAUUAGUUUCUCAAAAAGCUGCUUUAAAUAUGUAUACACCAAAAGGAAUAAUAACAAAGGAAAAAAUCAGUUACACCCAACUUGAAGAGCUUAUGAAAACAAAUAACGAAACUUUGCCUAGCGUACGACCGCUAAUUAUAGCAAUAGCACAGAAUACGUUAUCCAUCGUUAAAAUGUUAUUAGAAUAUAGGGUUGAUAUAAAUAUGCCUUCAAGAGAUGGUCUAACACCUUUGCAUUUAGCUGUUUCAGAAAAUGCAACUGACAUCGUUAGAUUGCUUCUGAAUAAACAAUAUAGAUGUCAGACAAUUCAUUAUAUGCAUGAUGGUGUAACUCCACUACUUUUAGCUUGUAGUCACAACAAUUUUCAAAUGGUCAACAUUUUGAUUCAACACGGAGCAGCAGUGAACCAAGUUGGGGAAGAUGGACAAACAGCAUUGCAAUACGCUUGUGAACAAGACAAUAUUGAUAUAGUGAAAUUAUUACUGGAUAAAGGAGCAGAAAUAUGCACAAAAGGUCAACAAGGCCCAUCUCCACUAAAUAUUGCUAAAAAAGAAAUUCAUGAGUUACUUGUGAAAUACAAUACCAAAGUGAAGACAGGGACAGUUCGUAAUUUAAAAAAAUAA
Molecule: messenger RNA, 3552 nt
Organism: Mytilus trossulus (common blue mussel)
Lineage: Eukaryota; Metazoa; Mollusca; Bivalvia; Mytilida; Mytilidae
Product: ankyrin-3-like
Exons: 1
Coding region: 1-3552 (1183 amino acids)
Molecular function (GO): protein binding
Source: RefSeq, a predicted model, not a curated record